AUGGCUGAUGCCCGGCGCCGCAGCCGCCAUGUUCACGAAACGAGGGUAUUGAGCUAUGGACACCUUGGUACUGCUUCUUAUGAUGACCGCAAUCACGAAUGGACGUUUCUGCGCCAGCAUCAGACCCAACAAGUUGAUGACUUACAAAAUGCGCGGGUCACGCCGACUGGCUCAUCUCACUUCCUGGUGGCGGACGAAAGAAUGUGGAACUCUGCGCCAAACCCUGUACACUCAACCUGGCCAGCGCAAGACGCUACACCUGGUCGUGGGCUACAGAAUUUCUUCCUGAAACGAGUGCCAGAUGCAGCCUUCGUUGCCGUUGAUUUGCCCGGCUCGGAAAAUACCGUUGCCUCAAGGUCCAAACAUCGACCUUCAGAAGACGUCCUCGCCUUCGGACAUGCUCGACGGCCAUUCGACUCUGGCUCGCACAACAACACGCCCUAUACUCCUGUGGUCGCAAUGCGAUCCUCCUCAAGCACCGAGACUCUUCAGCUCUUUAUCAUCGAUACGCAGCAAGUUGAAAUCCCCAACGAAGCUGGUCUAUCGGAUUUAUGCAUGGUGCCUUUCAUUGCGAAUCAGGCGUCAGGUACCUGGACCGAUUCGACAGAUGAAAUUAUUCAAGUGGCCUCUUGCAGUCAAUCAAAGGGCACGCAGUUUCUUGUUGUCAAGCCAAGUGGGACGACCGUUUUACGGCCGGUCUUGUCAAAGCCGAAAGCGUCAGAAGGGCUGCUGGACCCAUGUCCAAUCGUCACAAUUCCGCGUUCGAGGACGGGAGGCCAACCUCAUGUCUAUGCUGCCUUCAAUCCGCAAGAUCAGAGUCUGGUGGCACUUGCAGACGCUAGCGGGCAAUGGAGUAUCUGGAAACUCACAGGAAAAUAUUCAAGGUCGGCCCGCAUUCUACAACAGGUAUCUCUGAAAGCUUCAAAUGAUAUAGGCAGUAUCGAGCGGCAAUCUCGGUCCUCAAAAGGCUUCAAAUCCAGGAAUACAUGGCACCGAGUUUGCUGGUUGACAAGUCCCGAGGGCAUCAUGGACAGACUAUUGGUGUGCAAUCGACACUUCGCUGCAGCAUUUGAUCAGACAGGACUAUUUUUGGGUGAGGUCGACAUGCGUCUCGGAUCCCAGCCAGAUCGGAACGUGAUCCUUGAUGUCAAAAACAGCGGCCGUCGGAGCGAUCGCAUAUUUGUACUGACCUCGUCACGCUUGUUGAUAUUCUGUUCACCUCGUAGUGGUGGCAACGACAGACACUCAGGCGAAGCGCUUGAAUUGGAGUGUUCCUGGAAUCAUUACCGGGAUCGUACUGAUCUGGGUCUCGGUAUGAGCGUGCUUGAAUCCUCAGAAGAUUCGUGGGUGCUGCUUUAUUCAACCACCAGCCACUUGGCUAUCAUAUACCGCUUCGGACAGGAGGAUGUACACUCAACGACCAUCUCCAUACAAGAUCCUUCAACCUUUCAAUUACCGUACCAGCUCAAAGGACACAUGAAGGAUGUCAGUGAAAUCACAAUGCGUCCAGCAGCCUUCUCAAUCCAACCUCAGCCUACGCAUGUCGUCAGAUUUGGCCUUAUCAAACUCGUCGCCUACUUGGCUACAGGAGAGAUCAUUGAAGCACUGUAUAAGCAUGAACUCGGGCAAUUUGGCUUUUCAAAUCAUCUGCCGGAGACGGUCUUACAUUUAUCGAUGCCCCGGCCGCUGAAAACCCACCCGAUCAGUGCUAAAUAUAUCAGAGACGAGGAUCUAGAUGAUUUUGCUGUGCGGGACGGCGAAGGAGCAGACGAUUUCGCAGGGAAAGCGGGCUUUGCACAAACGACUGCAGCAAAUAUGCAACGUGUUUCUCCCAGUUCUCGAAAUUGGCAGAGACUUUUGCUCUACGAAGCGCUGAAGGAUAAUGACAACAGCCGUAUGUCUUUCGAAUCAGCCCUGCAACCGGUUAUGGAACAUCACUUCGAACGCCUGAAAGGCGAGAACAACUUAACGCCCAUGCAUCUGAUGUCAGACCUUACUGGCAGGUGCCGCAUCACGGAUGUGGAACAUGAUUCUCAAAUCGCAGAUCAAUGGCUUGAUACUCUGGCACUUCAGGACAGUAUAACCGUCGUACCGGCCGCAAUUGUUGUAGGAGGAGUAUCUAGUUCUUCGCACAGACAACUACUUCUGGACCUCUAUGAAAGCUUGGUUAGGGCAUAUGUCGAACCACUGUCUGACCAGAUCACAGACCGAGGUCGGGUCAAUCGCGAAAGACUGGUCCGCCAAAUAGUGGGAGAUGGUUUCUUCGGAGCAUUUGCGUUGACCUCCAAGAUAGCUCCUCCUCCGUCUGCUUCUCCACGACCGUAUUGGACUCCGACACGAGACAGGGAAGCCGCAUUUCCGCCCAUAGGGCUCGAGUUGGAUGACCCUGAAUCUUCACAGGCGCCGACUCCUGAGGCUCUUCCAGACACAGAAGAACCGACAUUCUCUCAUCUACGGAGAUAUGUAACAUUUCGCCACGAGGUACCUCCUUUACUGCUCGAGCAUCGCCCAAACAUCUCCAACAUUUUGGCUCAUCUUCCAAAUUCUAUCGAGCAAAACCCAGCAGAUUAUUCCUACCAGCAAACGAAUCAGAAGAUGAAGCUUGCGCAGGAGGAGAUGGCGGCGGAGUCGUUGAAUCCACAAGAGAGAAAGAAGGCUCUCAGAUCCGCCGCUCGUCUACAACGGAAAUUGGAAAGGACUCAAAUCAUCAGUCAAGAAGUCAUGAUGCGACGAAAUAUACUGCCUGGCAUCAGUAGUGGGCCAAAGAUCUCCGACUUACCAGUGCGAGAAGUCCAAAGUAGCCAGCCAAUCGCACCAAGUUCGAGUCAAAGGGCUGGCCAAGGUCAAGGAGGGUUACCGGAAUUUAGCAUGACGCAGCCCGAGAGAGGUGCUUAUGGAACGAGACAAGCAGAGAAAAAGGGCAAGAAGGGAACGAAGAGGCGGGCAGGCUUCUAG
Molecule: messenger RNA, 2955 nt
Organism: Fonsecaea multimorphosa CBS 102226
Lineage: Eukaryota; Fungi; Ascomycota; Eurotiomycetes; Chaetothyriales; Herpotrichiellaceae
Exons: 2
Coding region: 1-2955 (984 amino acids)
Biological process (GO): nucleolar large rRNA transcription by RNA polymerase I
Cellular component (GO): RNA polymerase I core factor complex
Molecular function (GO): RNA polymerase I transcription regulatory region sequence-specific DNA binding; RNA polymerase I general transcription initiation factor binding
Source: RefSeq, a predicted model, not a curated record